AUGGGCAACAGCAAAAGUGUCUCCCUGUCCAAGGAUCUCCUAGAGGAGCUGAAAUUGAACACCAAGUACAGCGAGGAGCAGCUAUGUACCGGGUACCAGACCUUCCUGAGAGAGUGUCCCAGUGGGCAAAUCAGCAAGCAGCAGUUUGAGGCCAUCUACAUCAAAUUCUUCCCCGACGCAGACCCCAAGGCUUAUGCACGCCACGUCUUCAGGAGCUUCGAUUCCAACAGUGAUGGGAUGCUGGACUUUAAGGAGUACAUCAUGGCCCUGCACUUGACCUCCUCUGGGAGGACCAUACAGAAACUGGAGUGGGAAUUCAACCUGUACGACUUCGACCACAACGGAAGCAUAACUAAGAAGGAGAUCCAGGAGAUGGUCGAGUUGAUAUUCAACAUGAUCUCCAAAGAGGACAAGAAGAAUCUUCCUGAUGAUGAGAACACACCAGAGAAGAGAGCUGAUAAAAUCUGGGAUUUCUUCGGCAAGAAAGAAAAUGGGAAGCCUUGUUUUCAUGUUUAGGAACCACUCAAAGAAUAGUUCAAGAAAAUCGUACAUAUAUUGUAUAUUGUAUUUUGAUGAAUGCAUUUUGAGCUUAUGUGCAAUGAGCAUUGUAAAUCUAUCUAUUAUUGUAUCUGUUAUAUGUUCUGUCCUUUCAGAUAAGCUAACAGAGGAGGAGUUUAUCCAGGGAGUGAUGGACAACAAGAACAUCCUCAGACUGGUGCAGUUUGACCAGCCACAGAAGGUACAGGAGAGACUGAAUGAGAUGAAACAUUAGCUGCUGACUACGCCAUCUUUUUAACGUUUUUUUCACUUCAACUUUAUAUUUCCACGUCAGUCUCACUGGGACAAAAUAUUCACAUCAAGAGAGACCUGAAGCUUGCAAUUUUUGCUGUUAAGUUUGUAACAUAGCACUUGUU
Salvelinus fontinalis (brook trout) is the source of this 914-nucleotide messenger RNA. Its product is annotated as recoverin-like. Gene Ontology annotation, molecular function: calcium ion binding. The record is from RefSeq and is a predicted model, not a curated record. The coding region runs from base 1 to 516 and encodes 171 amino acids. NCBI's taxonomy places the organism in Eukaryota, Metazoa, Chordata, Actinopteri, Salmoniformes, Salmonidae. The transcript has 4 exons.